UAUAGGUUUUUCUGUUCUUUCAGGACUAAAUAUAUCUCCUGUUGCUUGUCUGUGAAAGAAGGCAGGGUGUGUCACCCUGUGACAUGCGAAUGGUGCCUUGUGUUUGUUUCGGGAGACUGAUGCACCCACAGGAACUGCGCUUUAUUUUCUAGUCUCCCCUUGAACUUGAAAAGCUUCUGACUCGGAGGUGUAGUUUCUCGUCCUCUGAUUCAAGGCCACCCUCCAUUCCUUCGCAGACAUGGCAGCAGUGACACCAAAGAUACAAACACUGAGGUGCCUCAUCCGAGAGAUGCGCCGCAGUCUUCUGCCCCACGAGAAUGUGAGACAUUCACCAGCCUUUGUGUACAUGAUGAAGGAGUACCGGCGCAAUGCUGUCACAGACCAGCAGUACUGCCGCCAGCAGGAGGAGAUGGCCUACCUGGCCCACACCUGUGCCACCUACCUGGAGGCAAGCAGGAGAUAUCAAGAACUUCACCAGGAAUACCACUGUCGGGGUGAGAGGACAGUAAAGGAGACAGCUGAUAUUGUAGGCUUUAAACUUCCAAAUGAACACUGACAGUAUUAGUAUUAUAUAUAUAUAUAUAUAUAUAUAUAUAUAUAUAUAUAUAUAUAUAUAUAUAUAUAUAUAUAUAUAUAUAUAUAUAUAUAUAUAGAGUAUUACAUAGUCUUCUGUGCUCAUGGUAAUUAAAUAAUUUUAAAGUCUAGUGUAUUUAUUUAGUAAAGGAAAAUUAACUGUUCUAUUGCAGAAGAAUGAUUGGAAUAUAAAAGUUGGCAUUCAUUUUCUUUUCUUACUUCACUUUGCAUUCUAUAUUGAUUCUUGUAUUUGUCUGUUGUGAUUGUUAAGGUUAUUUUGCCUUGGCCUGUAUCUUCAAUGGGCUGUUCUCUGGUUUGAGAAACCUAAAGAUCCACCUCCUAAGAUUUUUUGAGUGGUGGCAGUAUUUACAGUUCCUGGUGCUGCCUGUUGCACUCCUGUCAAAGAUAAGGGUGGUGGGUGGCAUGUGGGUAUUUUUUGGUCACUCGGCAAUGACUUGAUAAAUGGCAGGCUUCUGCCAAGAGCUCAUCCAGUUUAGGGUUUGCCUGCCUCUGGCUGCCUCAGCCAGUACAAAAAUGUCCCAAGUCAUCCCUCAGGAGAGGCAUGCUCUCAUUCUAUUGUGUGUACAUUAUUGAAAUAAAACUAAUACUUUUUU
Molecule: messenger RNA, 1187 nt
Organism: Scylla paramamosain (green mud crab)
Lineage: Eukaryota; Metazoa; Arthropoda; Malacostraca; Decapoda; Portunidae
Product: protein FMC1 homolog
Exons: 3
Coding region: 239-556 (105 amino acids)
Cellular component (GO): mitochondrion
Source: RefSeq, a predicted model, not a curated record